Molecule: messenger RNA, 7199 nt
Organism: Nannospalax galili (Upper Galilee mountains blind mole rat)
Lineage: Eukaryota; Metazoa; Chordata; Mammalia; Rodentia; Spalacidae
Gene: Ncoa1
Product: nuclear receptor coactivator 1
Exons: 22
Coding region: 689-5017 (1442 amino acids)
Biological process (GO): positive regulation of transcription by RNA polymerase II; cellular response to hormone stimulus
Cellular component (GO): nucleus
Molecular function (GO): nuclear receptor binding; protein dimerization activity
Source: RefSeq, a predicted model, not a curated record
GCGGCAGAGGAGGAGGAGGAGAACAUGGCGGCAGCGGAGAGCGGCUGAACUGCCUGUUCUUCAGGCCCGGCGAGCGGGAGACUGACGCGGUUCACCUAGUCCCGUCCUCCGACGGUUGGAGCGCGGCCUCCGGCGUCUGGGUUGCGUGUUCACUGCUGCUCCCCGCAGGCAGAGCCUGCGUGGGGGUCGUUCUGCAUCCCCCUGAGGGGGGACUCCUGCUCCCGAGGAGGGGGCCGGAGAGCCGCAGAGGCGGUGGCGACUGGCCGCCUGGGCCCCGGGGUCGGGCGUCCGGCCGGAGGAGCGGCGGAGUCCGCGGCAGCGCCGCCACGGUCGCGCGCGAGCGCAGCGCCGGGGAGCGCGGCCCAGAGGCGGUGGAGGCAGAUCUGUCCAUACUGAUGGAAAUGUAACUGUCACUGACUCUGAUGAUAAAAUCAAGGACCAUCAGACAGGAUCACACAGUAGGACACUUUGCUUCCAAAUGAAGGCACCAGCAGUUAGAAUUUCUGCUUAAUCUAAGUUGUUUGUGUAAUUGACCUUAAAUGUGAUAAGCGUGAAGAGACUAAAGCCAUCUUUGGACAUCAUUACUCCAUUUUCCCAGAAGCUACCCUCUGAAGCACUAGAUUUGACCAUAUCUGUUUUGAGGACUCAUUAUGAACAAAGAAGUCUCCCAGGUGUGAAGUUUUUCAACAUGAGUGGCCUUGGGGACAGUUCAUCGGACCCUGCAAACCCAGACUCGCAUAAGAGAAAAGGAUCGCCAUGUGACACACUGGCAUCGAGCACUGAAAAGAGACGCAGGGAGCAAGAAAAUAAAUAUUUAGAAGAACUAGCCGAAUUACUGUCAGCCAACAUCAGUGACAUUGACAGCUUGAGUGUAAAACCAGAUAAAUGCAAGAUUUUGAAGAAAACAGUCGAUCAGAUACAGCUAAUGAAGAGAAUGGAACAAGAGAAAUCAACAACUGAUGAUGAUGUACAGAAAUCAGACAUCUCAUCAAGUAGUCAAGGAGUGAUAGAAAAGGAAUCCUUAGGCCCUCUUCUUUUGGAGGCUUUGGAUGGAUUUUUCUUUGUUGUGAACUGUGAAGGAAGAAUUGUAUUUGUGUCAGAGAAUGUGACCAGCUACUUGGGUUACAACCAGGAGGAAUUAAUGAAUACCAGUGUCUACAGCAUACUGCACGUGGGAGAUCAUGCAGAAUUUGUCAAGAAUCUGCUACCCAAAUCACUAGUAAAUGGAGUUCCUUGGCCUCAAGAGGCAGCACGCCGAAAUAGCCAUACUUUUAACUGCAGAAUGCUAAUUCACCCUCCAGACGAACCAGGUACUGAGAACCAAGAAGCUUGCCAACGUUAUGAAGUAAUGCAGUGUUUCACCGUGUCACAACCAAAAUCAAUUCAAGAAGAUGGAGAAGAUUUCCAGUCAUGUUUAAUUUGUAUUGCACGGCGAUUACCUCGACCUCCAGCUAUUACAGGUGUAGAAUCCUUUAUGACCAAACAAGAUACUACAGGUAAAAUCAUCUCCAUUGAUACUAGCUCCCUGAGAGCUGCUGGCAGAACUGGCUGGGAAGAUUUAGUAAGGAAAUGCAUUUAUGCGUUUUUCCAACCUCAGGGCAGAGAACCAUCUUAUGCCCGACAACUAUUUCAAGAAGUGAUGACUCGUGGCACUGCCUCCAGCCCAUCCUAUAGAUUCAUAUUGAAUGAUGGGACAAUGCUUAGCGCCCACACCAAGUGUAAACUUUGCUACCCUCAAAGUCCAGACAUGCAACCUUUCAUCAUGGGAAUUCAUAUCAUCGACAGGGAGCACAGUGGGCUUUCUCCUCAAGAUGACACUAAUUCUGGUAUGUCAAUUCCCCGAAUAAACCCCUCCGUCAAUCCUAGUAUCUCUCCAGCUCUUGGUGUGGCCCGUUCAUCCACAUUGCCACCAUCCAACAACAGCAUGGUCUCUGCCAGAGUAAACCGCCAACAGAGCUCAGAUCUUAACAGCAGCAGCAGUCAUGGUAAUUCAAACAACCACCAAGGGAGUUUUGGAUGCUCACCUGGAAAUCAGAUUGUAGCCAAUGUUGCCUUAAACCAGGGACAGGCAGGUUCUCAGAGCAGUAAUCCCUCUUUAAACCUCAACAGUUCUCCUAUGGAAGGUACAGGAAUUUCCCUUGCACAGUUCAUGUCUCCAAGGAGACAGGUUACCUCUGGCUUGGCAACAAGGGCCAGAAUGCCAAACAAUUCAUUUCCUCCAAAUAUUCCAACAUUAAGCUCCCCAGUUGGCAUUACAAGUGGUGCCUGUAAUAAUAAUAAUCGAUCCUAUUCAAAUAUCCCAGUAACAUCUUUACAAGGUAUGAAUGAAGGACCCAAUAACUCUGUUGGCUUCUCUGCCAGUUCUCCAGUCCUCAGGCAGAUGAGUUCACAGAAUUCACCUAGCAGAUUAAGUAUGCAACCAGCAAAAGCUGAGUCCAAAGAUAACAAAGAGAUUGCAUCCAUUUUAAAUGAAAUGAUUCAAUCGGACAACAGCGCUAGUGAUGGUAAACCUCUGGAUUCAGGACUUAUGCAUAACAACGACAGACUUUCAGAUGGAGACAGUAAAUACUCUCAAACUAGUCACAAACUAGUGCAGCUAUUGACAACAACUGCAGAACAGCAGUUACGGCAUGCCGAUAUAGACACAAGCUGCAAGGAUGUACUGUCUUGCACAGGCACUUCCAGCUCUGCUUCUUCUAACUCUUCAGGAGGUACUUGCCCCUCCUCUCAUAGCUCUCUGACUGAGCGGCACAAAAUUCUGCACCGGCUUUUACAGGAGGGUAGCCCCUCAGAUAUCACCACUUUGUCUGUGGAACCUGACAAAAAGGACAGUGCAUCAACUUCCACUUCUGUGUCAGUGACUGGACAAACCCAAGGGAACUCUAGUGUAAAACUAGAACUGGAUGCUUCAAAGAAAAAGGACUCAAAAGACCAUCAGCUCCUACGUUAUCUUUUAGACAAAGAUGAGAAAGAUUUAAGAUCAACUCCAAACCUGAGCCUGGAUGAUGUAAAGGUAAAAGUGGAAAAAAAAGAACAGAUGGAUCCUUGUAAUACAAACCCAACUCCAAUAACCAAACCUGCUCCUGAGGAAGUUAAGCUGGAGUCCCAGAGUCAGUUUACAGCUGACCUUGACCAGUUUGAUCAGUUGCUGCCCACACUGGAGAAGGCAGCACAGUUGCCAAGCUUAUGUGAGACAGACAGGAUGGAUGGUGCUGUCACCAAUGUAAACAUCAAAUCAGAGAUCCUGCCAGCUUCACUCCAGUCCACCACUGCCAGACCCACUUCCCGACUGAACAGAUUGCCUGAACUAGAAUUAGAAACAAUUGAUAACCAGUUUACACAACCCGGAACUGGCGAUCAGAUUCCAUGGACAAAUAAUGCUGUGACAACUGUAAAUCAGAACAAGCCAGAAGACCAAUGUAUUACUUCACAAUUAGAUGAGCUUCUCUGUCCACCAACAACAGUAGAAGGAAGAAAUGAUGAGAAGGCUCUUCUGGAACAACUAGUGUCCUUCCUCAGUGGCAAAGAUGAAACUGAGCUGGCUGAACUGGACAGAGCCCUGGGAAUUGACAAACUUGUUCAGGGGGGAGGAUUAGAUGUAUUAUCAGAGAGAUUUCCACCACAACAAGCAACACCACCUUUGAUGAUGGAAGAAAGACCCACCCUCUAUUCCCAGCCAUACUCAUCUCCUUCUCCUACUGCCAGCCUCCCUAGCCCUUUCCAAGGCAUGGUCAGGCAGAAGCCUUCACUGGGGACUAUGCCUGUUCAGGUAACACCUCCCAGGGGCACUUUUUCACCCGGCAUGGGCAUGCAGCCCCGACAAACUCUCAACAGACCUCCAGCUGCACCUAACCAACUUCGACUUCAACUACAGCAGCGGUUACAGGGACAACAGCAGUUGAUACACCAAAACCGGCAAGCUAUCCUGAAUCAGUUUGCAGCAACUGCUCCUGUUGGUAUCAACAUGAGAUCAGGCAUGCAACAACAAAUUACACCUCAGCCACCCCUGAAUGCUCAAAUGUUGGCACAGCGUCAGCGGGAGUUGUACAGUCAGCAGCAUCGACAGAGGCAGCUAAUACAGCAAAGAGCCAUGCUCAUGAGGCAGCAAAGCUUUGGGAACAACCUCCCUCCCUCAUCUGGACUGCCAGUUCAAAUGGGGAAUCCCCGUCUUCCUCAGGGUGCUCCACAGCAAUUCCCCUACCCACCAAACUAUGGUACAAACCCAGGAACCCCGCCAGCUUCUACCAGCCCCUUUUCUCAACUCGCAGCAAAUCCUGAAGCAUCCUUAGCCACCCGCAGCAGCAUGGUGAACAGAGGCAUGGCAGGAAACAUGGGAGGACAGUUUAGUACUGGAAUCAAUCCUCAGAUGCAGCAGAAUGUCUUCCAGUAUCCAGGAUCAGGACUGGUUCCACAAGGUGAGGCCAGCUUUGCCCCAUCUCUAAGCCCUGGGAGCUCCAUGGUGCCAAUGCCAAUCCCUCCUCCUCAAAGCUCUCUGCUCCAACAAACUCCGCCCACGUCUGGAUACCAGUCACCAGACAUGAAGGCCUGGCAGCAAGGAACAAUAGGAAGCAACAGUGUAUUCAGUCAAGCUGUCCAGAACCAACCCACACCUGCACAACCAGGAGUAUACAACAACAUGAGCAUCACGGUGUCCAUGGCAGGUGGAAAUACAAACGUUCAAAACAUGAACCCAAUGAUGGGCCAGAUGCAGAUGAGCUCUUUGCAGAUGCCAGGAAUGAAUACUGUGUGCCCUGAUCAGAUGAAUGAUCCAUCAUUGAGACACACAGGCCUCUACUGCAACCAGCUCUCAUCUACUGACCUUCUCAAAACAGAAGCAGAUGGGAACCAGGUGCAACAGGUUCAGGUGUUUGCUGACGUCCAAUGUACAGUGAAUCUGGUAGGCGGGGACCCUUACCUGAACCAGCCUGGUCCACUGGGAACUCAAAAACCCACGUCAGGACCACAGACCCCCCAAGCCCAGCAGAAGAGUCUCCUUCAGCAGCUACUGACUGAAUAACCACUUUUAAAGGAAUGUGAAAUUUAAAUAAUAGACAUACAGAGUUAUACAAAUAUAUUAUAUAUUUUUCUGAGAUUUUUGAUAUCUCAAGCUGCAGCCAUUCUUCAGGUCAUAGCAUUUGGAGCAAAAAAAAAAAGUUCACUUUUUUUGGGAGAUUGAGAGGUGUUUUUGUUUGUUUCUUUGUAAAGGCCUUGGAUAUUGAAAAAAUAACAAGGCAGAACAGUUGGACAAUCUAUUUCUUGAGCCAAAAUUUAAUUGUUCUUAUUUUUAUAAUCAGUCAUUGGCUUCUUAUCUGGAUGAAGGCUUUUGGAGGAGAACCAAAAUAACAAGUUCCAAGGGGAAGACAAAGCUUUGCCUCUGGCUCAGCCCUGACCCUGCCCAGGAAGAAGAGCCUGUGGGGCUUUGCCUGUGUCUGCCACCAAAGGCUGUCAUAUUCUUCCAACCAACAGCCCUCCCUUACCCCAACCCCAGGCAGCUUGUGUGUACAAUCAGCUUCUUCAAGCAACUCUGUCUCUGUUGGCUUCAAGAGAAUAUUUUGCCUCCACAUAUGUACCCCUUCUCCUUUUUUAAAAGAUGGAUUUAAACCAAGAUGCCUCCAGGAAAGAGGAUGAAAUGAGUAUAUUCACAGAGGAAUCCAAAAAAAUGCAGUUUGGGGGAAAAUGCAAUAAUUUUUGAUGAGAUGGGUGAAGGACAAGAACUGAGUUCUGUCAAUUAUUGUAGAUAGAAUUUUCUGAUUAAAUUUGGUGGGGGGGGCAGCCUGUUCUUUCUUUUAUUGUGUUAACAGCGAGGUAGCUGAAGUUAUUUAAAAUAAAAUUAAAUUUAUGAUCCAAGUAGCUUAUUUUUUCCUUAAAUCUCACUGUAAAUAUAUUUGAUUUCUUACAGAAAUUUAUUUCCUUCUGCUUAAUUUUAUGUUUUUAUCAUUCUCUUGAUUUUUCUAUAUUUGUGUGUGAAAUAUAACACUGAAUUGCAAUUACAUUUGGCUAGUAAUAUUUCAUUAUUUGAGUAGCUGUGAAGCCAUGUGUGGAUUUACUUUGGGUCUCAUAAAAGUGGCACUGCCAGAAAGAGCUGUUCCAGCCAAGCUGGAGCAAACCACCCCAGAGUGUCCAGGCUCACUUGAUCAAAGUGUAUAGGCCACCUGAACAGAGGGAAAUCAGUGCUCAAAGAAAAUCUCUCUCUCUCUUUUUUUUUAUUAUAUUGACUUUGGGAAUUUGAAUUUCCACUGGUUCAAAUAUAAGUUUCUCUUUUCUGCUCUGAGGGUUAUUGGUACCAUGUUUUCCCUUUGUGUCUUGUUACUCUGCCGCAUCCCAUCUCAUCCUGGCCUCUGAGAAAGGAGCCAGUGAACUGACUUUCUAGUUCUAGAAGUUCCACUACAGGCCAGGAGAGCUUGAGGGAGGCGCUGCAGAAGAAGCCAAGGUAGACCCUCACUGACCUUGAUCUGCACCCCUGGACCUGUGAACAACAACACUGACCUGCACCAGCUACCUCUGCUUGCGUAGCAGAGAAAAGGCCAUAAGAACCAACAUGGAUGAGGAGCAUGGACUACUUAGACUUCAAGGAAGAAGCCAUUUCCCCGGGUCCUUCAUUCUGCAUCUCACCACCCCUAAUUACAGAUAACGCCAUUGAACAGCAUCUCUUCAGAAACCACCGAAUUUUUUUAAAAUGCUGGAAGGGCUCAUGUGGGUAGCAACUAUGAAACAGAAAUAGAGCACUCAGUUACAAACAUUAUCUCUCAGUUUUUUCAGAAAAUGCAUCCCUGAUUUCAUUCAUUUCCAGCUUGAAAGCCCAACCAUAGUGUACUGUCUAGUUCCUACCAAACUGCUCUAGGAGGUCAUUUCCACUUUGUUUGUGAUAUUUAAACGUGCGGACUUCAGGAAGUUCACCUUUAACUUCAGCAUUCCAGAUGAAGUUUCCUGACUCAGUGCUUUUGCAUAAGGACCUAGGAAAAAAAAAAAAAUGGUAAGGAAAAUUGGAGAUGCUAACAUCCUCCCCCAUCCCCACUGCACCUUAAAGUAUGCAUGUCACCUUCAAGGUUUUAUAAUUGCACUGUUUGUUUUAUGUAUGUACAGAUUAAAAUUAUUGCUACAUUUGAGGAAAAUAAAAUUGCUUGCUUCUAUGUAAUUCCUGUCAUUCCACAGGAAAUUGACUUUUCCAGCUACUGAAUAGAAUUUGUUUAACAACCUCA